AUGGGCAGUAGGGGAAGAGCUGCUGAGGAUACUAACAAGAUUGCCAACGGGAUGCCGAGCUACGCGCCUCCAUUGCCGCCGCCUAAUUCCAUGGGCAUGGAAGGAACUAAUAUUCAUCCUUCUCGAAUUUCUGAUUUUGGAGCCCUUGAACAAUCUCUAGGAUUUCGUGUCGAGGAUGCCAUGAAUCUCAGCAGAAAUCCAGUGUUUAAUCAAAUGAAAGCAAAUAGCCAAGCUUUAGGUGCAGAUAUUCAAUUUGGUGCUCUAAGUAAGUCAAUUGCAAACUCGGAUAUAAACCUCUCUGCUGCAAUUGCUGGUUCUCAGACAUUGCAACAACAAAAAGACACGCAGCCGAAUUUGGCUUCAACAUCUGGCGGCCAUCGUGAGAACUGGGGAGAGUCCAACAUGGGUGAUGGAAGCCCUGAUACUUCAACAGAUGACACAGAAGACAAAAAUCAAAUGGCUGAAAGAGGAGAAUCAAGUGAAAGAUCUAAAGAUAAAUCAGAUCAAAAGACGUUAAGACGGCUAGCCCAAAAUCGCGAGGCUGCCAGAAAAAGUCGACUGAGGAAAAAGGCAUAUGUGCAACAAUUAGAGAGCAGUAGGCUGAAACUGACCCAACUGGAGCAAGAGCUACAGCGAGCACGCCAGCAGGGGAUUUUUAUUUCAAGCUCUGGAGAGCAGGCUCAUUCGAUGAGUGGAAACGGCGCAAUGGCGUUUGACGCAGAAUAUGCACGAUGGUUAGAAGAGCAUAAUAGGCAAACCAAUGAGCUAAGGGCUGCAAUAAAUUCUCAUGCGGGGGAUAUUGAACUCCGUACCAUUGUGGACAAUUUCAUGACUCAAUUUGAAGAUAUCUACAGGCUGAAAGGUGUUGCAGCAAAAGCUGAUGUUUUCCACAUUCUAUCAGGAAUGUGGAAGACUCCAGCUGAGAGGUGUUUCAUGUGGAUUGGAGGCUUUCGGUCAUCCGAACUUCUUAAGCUUCUUGUAAGUCAUUUAGAGCCUUUAACAGAGCAACAAUUAAUGGGCAUCUACAACUUGCAACAGUCAUCUCAACAGGCUGAAGAUGCUCUUUCCCAAGGAAUGGAUGCAUUGCAGCAAUCACUUUCCGAGACUUUGGCUAAUGGUUCGCCCAACCCAUCAGGUUCUUCUGGAAACGUGGCUAACUACAUGGGCCAAAUGGCCAUGGCCAUGGGAAAGCUCGGUACUCUCGAGGGCUUUCUUCGCCAGGCUGAUAAUCUGCGGCAACAAACAUUGCAACAGAUGCUUCGAAUAUUAACAACGAGACAAUCAGCUCGAGCUCUUCUUGCAAUAAGCGAUUAUUUCGCCCGGCUACGAGCCUUGAGUUCUCUAUGGCUUGCGCGGCCAAGGGAGUAA
Molecule: messenger RNA, 1368 nt
Organism: Lathyrus sativus (Indian pea)
Lineage: Eukaryota; Viridiplantae; Streptophyta; Magnoliopsida; Fabales; Fabaceae
Source: the annotation of a GenBank genome assembly